Priceomyces carsonii is the source of this 2169-nucleotide messenger RNA. RefSeq lists its product as uncharacterized. The coding region runs from base 1 to 2169 and encodes 722 amino acids. The record is from RefSeq and is a predicted model, not a curated record. Gene Ontology annotation, molecular function: iron-sulfur cluster binding; NADH dehydrogenase (ubiquinone) activity. Gene Ontology annotation, biological process: cellular respiration; ATP synthesis coupled electron transport. NCBI's taxonomy places the organism in Eukaryota, Fungi, Ascomycota, Pichiomycetes, Serinales, Debaryomycetaceae. Gene Ontology annotation, cellular component: membrane. The transcript has a single exon.
AUGUUGGGUGUUAGAACGUCUUUAUUAAGGGCAUCAAAGCGUAGUCUAUCAUCUACUGCGAGAAAAUUUGCAGAUGUGCAAGUCACUGUUGACGGUAGAACGGUCUCUAUCGAGGCUGGUUCUUCCAUUAUUCAAGCUGCUGAUAAGGCUGGAGUAAUGAUCCCAAGAUACUGUUAUCAUGAUAAGUUAGCUAUCGCAGGUAACUGUCGUAUGUGUUUAGUUGACGUUGAAAGGAUGCCCAAGUUAAUUGCUUCGUGUGCCAUGCCAGUACAAAAUGGAAUGGUCGUCCACACAGAUUCAGAGAGAAUCAAAAAAGCAAGAGAAGGUGUUACCGAAAUGCUUUUGGAAAACCAUCCCUUGGAUUGUCCAAUUUGCGAUCAAGGUGGAGAAUGUGAUUUACAGGAACAGUCUAAUAGGUAUGGCGCAGAUCGUGGCAGAUUUAAGGAGUUGAUGGGUAAAAGAGCUGUCGAAAAUAAAGCUAUUGGUCCUUUAGUCAAGACUUCGAUGAACAGAUGCAUUCACUGUACUAGAUGUGUAAGAUUCAUGAAUGAUAUUGCAGGCGCUCCUGAAUUAGGUACUUCAGGCCGUGGAAAUGACUUGCAAAUUGGAACGUAUAUUGAGAGAAAUAUCAACUCUGAGUUAUCAGGUAAUAUAAUUGAUUUGUGUCCUGUUGGUGCGUUGACUUCUAAGCCUUAUGCAUUCAGAGCGAGACCUUGGGAGUUGAAAAGAACAGAGACAAUCGAUGUAAUGGAUGCAGUGGGCUCAAACGUUAGGGUUGAUGCCAGAGGAAUGGAAGUUAUGAGAGUUUUACCGAGGCUUAAUGAUGAAGUCAAUGAAGAGUGGAUAUCUGAUAAAACAAGAUUUGCCUGCGAUGGUUUAAAGACUCAGCGUUUGACCACACCAUUAAUUAGGAAUGGAGACAGAUUUGAGCCUGCUACUUGGGAUGAAGCAUUGUCUACUAUUGCUGCAGCAUUUAAUAAAAUUAAACCUGUGGGAGAUGAAAUAAAAGCAAUUUCUGGAGCUUUGACCGAUGUAGAGUCCAUGGUUGCCAUAAAAGAUUUGUUGAAUAAAUUGGGAUCAGAGAAUGUUACAACUGAUGUAAAGCAAGCCAGUGAUGUUUACGGUGUUGAUGUGAGAUCCAAUUAUACUUUCAACUCUACCAUUGAUGGCAUAGAAGAAGCCGAUCAAAUUUUAUUAGUUGGUACAAACCCAAGACUUGAAGCCGCAGUUUUGAAUGCUAGAAUUAGGGGUGUGUGGUUGAGACUGAACUUGGAGAUUAGCCAUGUAGGGCAGGAAUUUGAAUCUACUUUUGAACUCGAGAACUACGGUAAAGAUGCCAGUGCUUUGAAAAAGGCACUUGAUGGUGUACUUGGUAAAAAGUUGGCUGCUGCUAAAAACCCAAUGAUUAUUGUUGGUUCUGGUGUUGCUGAGUCCGAAGACGCUGCGGCCCUUUAUAAUACCGUAGCUGACUUUGCAAGCAAACAUUCGAAUUUCAAUACUCCAGAAUGGAAUGGUUUGAACUUAUUACAUCGUGAAGCUUCUCGUGCCGGUGCCCUUGAUGUCGGGUUUGUGACAUUGAAUCCAAAGACAGCUGAAACUAAAGCUAAAAUCCUUUAUUUAUUAGGUGCCGACGAGGUUACCAGUAAAGAUAUACCAAAGGAAGCUUUCGUAGUUUACCAAGGACAUCAUGGUGAUGUUGGUGCAACUUUUGCUGAUGUCAUCUUACCAGGUUCUGCUUACACAGAAAAGUCUGCCACUUACGUAAAUACUGAGGGUAGGACACAGAUAACUCGUGCAGCCACCAAUCCCCCCGAUUCUGCUCGUGAGGACUGGAAGAUCAUUAGAGCGUUAUCCGAGUACUUAAACUCUCCAUUGCCUUAUGACGAUUUGUAUUCUAUUAGAUCGAGGCUUGGGGAAAUUGCACCUCACUUGGUAAGACAUGAUGUGAUUGAACCUGUUUCUCAGGAAGUAGCUCAAAUUGGUCUUAAAGACAUCGUCUCUAAAAACAAAAAUGCUAAGGCUACCGGUAGUCCAUUAAAGAAUCCUAUUGACAAUUUCUACUUCACCGACGUUAUUUCUAGGUCAUCACCUACAAUGGCCAAAUGUAUUGCUUCUUUCGGUGCUAAGAUUGAUAAGUCAAUCGACACGAUGCCAACUGUUGAUUUUUAA